CAGCCUUUCUGCCUCUCCAGCGACUCGCUGGCUCGCUUGUUGCGGAGGUCGCUGGCUCCCCGCUUGCAACCCUCCGCCGACGGCUUCGCGCUGCCCGGGGACCGGGAACCCGCGAGACUCUCGUCUGCGGUGCUAAGGGUGUGCCUCAGCAGCCCAAGGCGCGAAAGAGGGACGCCCCGGCCUUGGGGCCACUGUCCUCGCUUUAUUUUCGUUGUCGCGAACGCCGUCCGCCCGGGAGGCGCCCCGUGACCGGCGCGAUGAGUGCCAACGAGGACCAGGAGAUGGAACUGGAGGCAUUGCGUUCUAUUUAUGAAGGAGAUGAAAGUUUCCGGGAAUUAAGUCCGGUUUCAUUUCAAUAUAGGAUAGGUGAAAACGGUGAUCCCAAAGCCUUCCUAAUAGAGAUUUCCUGGACAGACACCUAUCCCCAGACACCUCCAAUCAUAUCUAUGAAUGCCUUUUUUAACAACACCAUAUCGUCAGCUGUAAAGCAGAGCAUAUUAGCCAAGUUACAGGAAGCGGUGGAAGUCAAUCUCGGGACGGCCAUGACCUACACACUGUUUGAAUAUGCCAAGGACAAUAAAGAGCAGUUCAUGGAGAACCACCACCCUGUUCAUUCUGCUGCGUCCAUAAGCAAUAUCAUCUCAGUUGAAACUCCUAACACAGCCCCAUCAAGUAAGAAAAAAGACAAAAAAGAACAACUUUCAAAAGCCCAGAAACGUAAGCUGGCAGAUAAAACAGAUCACAAAGGAGAACUUCCUCGAGGUUGGAACUGGGUUGAUGUGGUGAAGCAUGUAAGUAUUUCUGAAAUAUCUCACGUUUUUCUCUUCCCUACACCCUCAGUUUUAGGUUUUCUUUUUUUAAUAAUGGAAAAUCUGUAGAAAUGAUUUAUAACUGCAGUAAAGUGUGCCUGUUUAUGUAAGUACGUCUUAAGAAUAGACGUACUAAAGUAUGACUCUAAAUUAUAGAUAAUAUGGAAUUUGAAACGAGUCAUGAAAAGGAGUGCUUUGAUUUCUUAGUAGAAGUUUAGUAUUUUUUUACGGCAGACCCUAAAUGUAAUUUCCCACCAUUGUCAAGAAAGAUUUUCUGUUUUUGUUGUUGAAAAUUGUUUACUUUCCACUUGGAACUUUGUGUCCCCUUCUCUCUGUUUUUUCUGCCUUACUCGUCAACUGAUCCUUAACACAGCAAGUCAAUGCCCUGCCUGGGGCUUCGCGAGAUGAGUUUUCACGCCAGCUAGUGUCACUAGUGCUGUGUGGAGUAAUUAAUAUGAUCCAAGAUUAGGAUUAAUGGGGACCCACAAGUAUGGGUAAUUUAAAAGCAGUGUAUUCUUAAAGUUCAUUUUGAAGCCAGCUGUUUGGGCCAAAGGAUGCCUUUUCUAUAGAACCUAUUUGAAGUAAUUUCUGUGCUUCUAAAAUCUAGUACAAAAAUAUUACCUGAGAGUAGGGAGCCAUGAGCCACAACUGGAAUCAGGAAGCACAGUACACGCAGGCCUUGUUUUAUUUCAGUUCACUUUAUCUUGCUUCGUAGAUACUGUUUUGUACAAAUUGAAGGUUUGUGGCAGUCCUCAUUGUCAGACGAUGGUUUGCAUUUUUUAGCAAUGCAGUAUUUUUUGAUUAAGGUGUGUGCAUCGUUUCUUUAGACAUGCUAUUGCACACUUAAUAAACUACGGUAUAGUGUAAACAUUUAUAUGCACUGGGAAACAAAAAAUGCGUGUGUCUCUCUUUCUUACAAUGUUUGCUUUAUUGCGGUCGUCUGGAACCCAGCCCACAAAAUUUUGAGGUCGGCCUUUACCACUUCUUGCCUUCCUGGGAAGAGGCUGACCCUAUACAAGCCAUUUGUGUGGGUGAAGCUUCUCUGGCGUUCUCUUAUUGACUUGGGCCCCCGCCACUGAUCCUUGAUGGAUACUUACCAUUGUCCCAGGUGCACCUGUAUUUAUCUCGCCAGCUAAGUCUGCUCUCCCCUUAAAAUGCUGCCUGCCCCAGAAGGAGCUGUCUCCCAAAUCAGAGUAAGGAUCCAUCUUUUUGGUGUGGCCCAUCCCAGCCAGGCAUGGAAAGGAGAAAAAUUGCGUCAUCCCAAGUGAUCAUGCUCUUCUUUCCCAAGAGCCAGAAGUGUCGUUUUCAGUUUUUUGUUUCUGAUGUGGACCUUUUUUCUUUUUUUGCUGUACGCGGGCCUCUCACUGUUGUGGCCUCUCCCGUUGCGGAGCACAGGCUCCGGACGCACAGGCUCAGCGGCCAUGGCUCACGGGCCCAGCCGCUCCGCGGCACGUGGGAGAUCCUCCCGGACCGGGGCACGAACCCGUGUCCCCUGCAUCGGCAGGCGGACUCUCAACCACUGCGCCACCAGGGAGGCCCGAUGUGGACCAUUUUUUAAAGUCUUACUGAAUUUGUUACCAUAUUGCUUUUGUUUUUUAUGUUUUGGUUUUUUGGCCAUGAGGCAUGUAGGAUUUUAGCUCCCCAACCAGGGAUCGAGCCCACACCCCCUGCAUUGUAAGGCGAAGUCUUAACCACUGCACCGCCAGGGAAGCCCCCAGUUUGUUUUUAAGAGAGACCUUCUUAAUAUAAAUUAGAAUUUUAAGCCAAAAAAGAAAGUAGAAUUCAAAUAAUCCAGUAAUCUUGGGAGAUGGGAGAGAGAUUUUUAAGAAGGAGCUUACCACCUAGACACGGUUUGGACUCAGAAUCCAUAACUCUAAGCUAGUGGUUUCCACAUGUGGUCUUUGGAGGCCCUCUCAGAGGCACUGUCAGGUUCAAACUAUUUGCAUCAAAAUAGUAAGGUGGUUUUGCCUUUUUUACACUUCCUCUCGCACGUGUACAAUGGUAUUUACUAGAGGCUGCAUGAAGUGUGAUGAUGCCAUCACUACAUUCUCCUAUUAGAGCACUAAUGGAAUGUGUGCUUUUAUAUUCUUGCGUUUUCCAGAAUUUUCUAAGAUAGUAAGUAGGUUUAGGGUCUAAGUACGUUCAUUUCUGUGUUCACUCCGUUUGUUCCUGGUACUUGGAUUGUGUUUUUGUUGGCCAUUUUCCACUAUAUCUGCCUUACUAAAGAAGCAGAUUUGUGAGAACCCAGCUAUCUUCUGUUGAGCUCGAUAAUAAAGAGAUUUGCAAAAAUGUAAAACAACACUACUACUCUUCACUUUAAGUUUUGGUUUUUUGUUUUAGAAAAUGCAUUUUUUCAUUUU
Messenger RNA from Physeter macrocephalus (sperm whale), 3169 nucleotides. It is a transcript of the gene RWDD4, whose product is annotated as RWD domain containing 4. The coding region runs from base 258 to 878 and encodes 206 amino acids. Gene Ontology annotation, molecular function: protein binding. The transcript has 7 exons. NCBI's taxonomy places the organism in Eukaryota, Metazoa, Chordata, Mammalia, Artiodactyla, Physeteridae. The record is from RefSeq and is a predicted model, not a curated record.